AAGAAACAGGGCAGCUUGGAAGAGGUACCUGCUUUCUAAUAAUUGCCUUUAGUGGGAACAGAAGUCUCCUUACAAGAAGCUUUUAAUUCAUUUUAAGACUUAAUUUUAUGUUUUUUGAAGAACAACAAAAAAUAUUUCUGGAAAAGACUGCUGAGAAGAUUUCCCUCUUUCAGCCAGAAGAGCAGAGAGAAGAUUGUAAAUCAAGGAAAAGAUUUCCCCCUUCAGAUCUAACGAUUACAUUAGGGCUCCUGCAUCUUUUUGGAAGGAUUCAUUUUAUAAAUCAGAAAGUGUUCGAGGUUCAAAGGUUUGCCUCGGAGCGUGCGAACAUUCCUCCGCUCGGUUUUCAACUCGCCUCCAACCUGCGCCGCCCGGCCAGCAUGUCUCCCCGCCCGUGAAGCGGGGCUGCCGCCGCCCUGCCGCUCCGGCUGCCACUAACGACCCGCCCUCGCCACCACCUGGCCCUCCUGAUCGACGACACGCGCACUUGAAACUUGUUCUCAGGGUGUGUGGAAUCAACUUUCCGGAAGCAACCAGCCCACCAGAGGAGGUCCUGAGCGCGAGCGGAGACGAUGCAGCGGAGACUGGUUCAGCAGUGGAGCGUCGCGGUGUUCCUGCUGAGCUACGCGGUGCCCUCCUGCGGGCGCUCGGUGGAGGGGCUCAGCCGCCGCCUCAAAAGAGCUGUGUCUGAACAUCAGCUUCUCCAUGACAAGGGGAAGUCCAUCCAAGAUUUACGGCGACGAUUCUUCCUUCACCAUCUGAUCGCAGAAAUCCACACAGCUGAAAUCAGAGCUACCUCGGAGGUGUCCCCUAACUCCAAGCCCUCUCCCAACACAAAGAACCACCCCGUCCGAUUUGGGUCUGAUGAUGAGGGCAGAUACCUAACUCAGGAAACCAACAAGGUGGAGACAUACAAAGAGCAGCCGCUCAAGACACCCGGGAAGAAAAAGAAAGGCAAGCCCGGGAAACGCAAGGAGCAGGAAAAGAAAAAACGGCGAACUCGCUCUGCCUGGUUAGACUCUGGAGUGACUGGGAGUGGGCUAGAAGGGGACCACCUGUCUGACACCUCCACAACGUCGCUGGAGCUCGAUUCACGGAGGCAUUGAAAUUUUCAGCAGAGACCUUCCAAGGACAUAUUGCAGGAUUCUGUAAUAGUGAACAUAUGGAAAGUAUUAGAAAUAUUUAUUGUCUGUAAAUACUGUAAAUGCAUUGGAAUAAAACUGUCUCCCCCAUUGCUCUAUGAAACUGCACAUUGGUCAUUGUGAAUAUUUUUUUUUUUUGCCAAGGCUAAUCCAAUUAUUAUUAUCACAUUUACCAUAAUUUAUUUUGUCCGUUGAUGUAUUUAUUUUGUAAAUGUAUCUUGGUGCUGCUGAAUUUCUAUAUUUUUUGUAACAUAAUGCACUUUAGAUAUACAUAUCAAGUAUGUUGAUAAAUGACACAAUGAAGUGUCUCUAUUUUGUGGUUGAUUUUAAUGAAUGCCUAAAUAUAAUUAUCCAAACUGAUUUUCCUCUGUGCAUGUAAAAAUAGCAGUAUUUUAAAUUUGUAAAGAAUGUCUAAUAAAAUAUAAUCUAAUUACAUCAUGA
Molecule: messenger RNA, 1580 nt
Organism: Nomascus leucogenys (northern white-cheeked gibbon)
Lineage: Eukaryota; Metazoa; Chordata; Mammalia; Primates; Hylobatidae
Source: RefSeq, a predicted model, not a curated record